GGGCCAGUGGAGGGCUCUUGUAGACACGAUAAUGAACCUUUGGAUUCCAUAAAAUGUGGCGAAAUUCAUGAGUAAGAUACACCCAGCGGCUUCUAGAGAAGGGCUCAGCUCAUGGAGUAAGUGGUUCUAUGCGGGAGGUUCUGCGGCCAAGGCAUGAAACUGGCCAUUCAUCUCAGUUCAUCUCCAUCUAGUGCCGAGGUUUAGGAUGUGUAAAGCUGUACGUCCUCACCUCCAUGCCUCCAUAGAGUGGUGCUUGGUUAAGUACAGAGAAGUUUUUUGUAAUACUAUUUCAUUUUGUACCAAAUUAAGAACUAUCACUUCUAUAUCUCUCUGGUGACCCUGGUGACUAACCUCCUUGGCUCCUUGGUCCUUGGCUCUCUGCAGUGUUCAUGCACUAGUCUUGCCUGGUAACCGAAGCAUGCGUGUUUGUAUUCCUAAGUGGGCGGAGACUUAAUUUGUUGGAAUGGCAUAGUAAAGGUAACAAAGUAUUGUGGUCUGUUGAUGAGGAAGAGGAAGGUGCUUGUAUUUAGGUUCCGUGGCAGUUCUUUCGGACAUAGUUUACGUAGCAACAAGCAACAGUUUUGUAAUUAACAUGGAAAGUUCAUGUGUGUAAUAUGUGCGGGAGAAGCCGGUGGGUGGACAGUGUGAACCCGAGCUGAAUAGACCACUAGGAAAUACUCUUAAGAUCCAAGGAGACUGACCGCACACUAAGAUGGCCAAUUACUUCGCGUGCAUGUGCCUGAUGAGGAUUGUACUGCCGCUCAGCCUAUCCUUGAGUGUGCUCUUUCGCCAGACUGGCUUAUCAUUUAUAUAUCUGCUCCUCCUACUGCUACUACCCAUGGUGAGGAUACCCACACACAAGACCAUGGCUGGAUCCACAGGCCAGUAUCUGCGGGCAGUGAUGGUUUUAAGUUUCCUUGCAUCCAUCACGCAACUUUCUUUUCAGAUUGUUCUGUUUUCUAUGCCACCAUAUGGAAACUUUCUAAAAGAAAGCAAUACAACUGAGACUAUUCUGCGACAUGUUGGUUUGAUUCGACUUAAUGGGAUCCGAGUAGAAGAUGGCUUUCGCUAUAUUGCUCCAGAAGUACUUAUGCUAAUAACCUCAAUUGCUGUGUAUGUGAGUUGUACAAAACUCUCAGCUGAAGUUACACAUAGCCGUGCCUCAUCAGCUAGUGCCCCAUCGACAGCUGCCAUUCUUCCUCCAGUAUCAAAUGCUGUGGCAUAUCAUAAUAGGCGUAAGGCCUUUUUUAUUACAGUAGGUAAAUGUCUAGCACUAGCAUCACUGUGUCUAGCAGGCAUUUUGCGACCGUCUGCUCUAAAUGGUGUCUACUUUCUUGCAUUCUUGGGUGGUAUGACAUGGUGGUCAUGCUACAAGGAACUUCAUCGUCCAUUUGGUGUGGUGCUUCAUUGCAUUCAAGUUGUGGCAGCCCUGCACAUCAUGGCACUCUUUGUUGUUCAGCUACAGUGGGUUCAAGAUUUUCUCACAUCUGACUGUAAUUAUUGCAGAUAUUUGGGGCUGACUUUCCUAAUGAAGACGAAUGAUGUUGACCCCCGCAUGCAGGAUUUUGUUAGCACUGAGUGGGCUUCAUUUGUCAAUCCUGUUGCUCUCCUUUGGCUCUACUACAUCCUUGGCAUUGAAUCUUAUUACCUUCUUCGACCAAGAGUUAACAGUUAUGAAGCUGAUGAUACCAACGUAAACGAACACACACAUUUAAUAAGAAACAUGAGUCCCAUGAAGUAUGAUUCAACCGGUCGGCGGCGGAGCACAGUCAGGCAAGAUGCUCAUGGGAGUGUGAUCCUCAGUGAUGGCUAUGAAGAUGUGAUCCAGUUGGAUGCACUAGGAGCUGCACGAGAGGAAGAGAUCCAUCCAGGAAUAUGUGAACAGAUCCUGGACUUCUUCACCUCCCUGUUCCGGAUAAUAAACAGAUCCUCCUACAUUGGAACAAAUAUCAUCAUGAUGGCUUGGAGUAUUACAUAUCAUAGCUGGUUGACAUUCGUGCUGCUGCUCUGGGCCAGCAUCUUGUGGAUUUUCCCCAACCAGCGCCACUCUAUGAUGAGGUGUUCGCCUUUCCUUGUGGUGUAUGCCAUAUUCCUGCUUCUGGCUCAGUAUAUAUAUGGCAUGGACCUCACCAAUGAUGAACUACCAGACAAAGUGAAGGGUGUGAAUCUUCGUCAGAUAGGUUUCACCAGAACCACAAAACUGCCAUGUGAGCCUCUCUUUGUUAAGAGUUUAUAUACUCUCUUCUUCUGGAUAACAUUGCGUCAGUUUAUGCAAGAACGCUUUGAAAGACGCAACACAUCUGCACUGGAAGACAUGGCUGCACCUUUACAAAUUACUGUUGGCCCUGCAACCAGAGGUUUUUCAGGCACGGACGGAGCCAAGCAGUCAAGUCAGGCCAUGAAUUGGCUGGGUGACUUUGUUAAUAACCUUCUGACCAAGUUCUGGAUUUGGGUGGUUGCCAUAAUGCUCUUUGUGAUAGGCCUUAGUGGCACUCGAAUGACUGUGUAUCGCAUUAUCUACAUGGCACUCUUCCUCAUCUUUGUACUUGUCUUUCAGCUCUCUUAUCAAAUUUGGCGCAAGUUCAUGUAUGGAUUCUGGCUGACUGUCAUCAUCUACUCCAUGUCCAUAUUAGUGCUGAUCUACACAUACCAGUUUGAUGAUUUCCCCUACUACUGGACUAACUACCUUGGAAUUUCUCAAGAAUUACAAAAAGACAUCGGCAUGGAGAUAUUCCAGACCAGUGAGUUGUUUGUUAAACUGCUUACUCCAACCUUUUUUCUCGUAAUCACGGUGAUACAGAUGCACUAUUUCCACAAGGACUUCCUCGCGCUUACUGAUAUAAGUUGCAGAUCAGAGAUUUUGAAGCGAGAGUCCAGUAUGUAUGGCAGCUCAGUAGCAGGAGGUCAAGGCCAUGUGUCAGAAGAUCCAGAAGGAGGAACAAAUGAACAGCAAAAAGAGGAGAGUGUUCCAAUGCCUUCUCUGCGAACACUGAAACAACUUUCAACCAAGGAGCUACAGCAGCUGGCUCUCCAGUUCAAGAUUCAGGUGCAGAAAGUGAUUGACUUGCUUUGGCUGUUCCUGGAGCUGCACAUGCUGAAAUUAAUGCUGCUGUCCAUCAUGCUACUCUGUGUCUUUGAUGUAUGUGCAUUGCAUUUCAUCUUCCUUCUCCUGGCUGUGGUGGCACUGUCAUUCGGUAGCAGAAUCCACACAAUUGUGUGUCAUGUUGUGUCAGUUCUGGUCUCAGUUCUCCUAUUGGUCAAGAUGAUCUACCAGAUCAACUACUUUGUUCAUUCAAAUUAUGCUGUGAAUUGUACGGAAAAUGAUACUACAGGAAAUGACGCAGAUUGGCUUGGUCUAUACAAGAGCCACUCAGAUCAUACACUGCCAGAAAUACUGAAAGGGUAUAUAGGUUUGAUUUUCUUGGCAACAUUAAUGGCUGUGGUCAGGGUUCGGCAACUCUACAAGCGCCAACUAAGCGGUGAACUAAUUUCCCGCCCUCAUAUAAUGUUCCAAAACAUACAGCGUUGCCACGCAGAUCGUGAUCUUCGAAGCUGUUUUAAGUAUCUCCUCAAUUAUGGCUUCUACAAGUUUGGUAUUGAGAUUUGUCUAAUGGCAACUGUAGCUUUGAUUGGUACUCGAAUGGAUCUGUAUGCUGUCCUCUAUGGAGUGUGGCUUUGUGUUUUUGUCAUCAUGGAGAGAGAGAAACUGGCUAAGAUUUGGGGCAUUUAUCAGGUGUUCAUUGUAAUGCUGAUACCCAUUCAGUAUGCUAUGGCAGUGGGCUUGCCACCUGCACUUUGCAUUGAAUAUCCUUGGAACCAGUCACUGAUCCUGAGGAAUCUACAGGAGUGGAUGUUCUUGCCUGAUCCAGUACAUCCCCCUGCUGCAUAUAAACUGGUCUGUGACUUUGUGUUACUGAUGCUGGUGUGCCGACAGAGUCUUGUAUUCCGGAUAGAGAGGCGUUAUGCUGGGCAAAUCUAUGCAGGUGGAAGUAACAAGAGUAUCCUAAAGGAAACAGAACAGCCAGGUUUUGUUAACCCUGUGCCUGAUCACAUAUCUUAUGUCAGAUCAUGGCUGGAUAUUGCAAAGCGCUGUUUUCUGUCAUCCUUUCUCUGGGUAACACUGGCCAUUGUUUUCCUGGCUGGCACAAACCGAGUGAAUAUAUUUUCGCUGGGGUACCUUGUGGGUGCCUUUGUGUUUUUGUGGCAAGGAGAGGAGAUAUACCUGCGACCUGUGCCCUACAUCUUGAAGCGUUGGAACACACUGUUGGGCUACAAUGUGGCUAUCAUUAUGAUCAAAGCUUUACUGCAGAUCAUUGGCUGCAUAUUCCUUCAGGAAGUGACGAGUCAUGCUUGCUGGGCCGCACAGUUAUUUGGAAUAACAUGUAUCAGGAAGUUUCCUGCUUCAGGUGUAUCAUCACUUACAGUUAGUGAUUUGACACAGUGUAAUGUACCAAAAGAAAAUAGUGGUCUUAUAUGGGAUGGUGUAUGUUUCGGGUGCCUGAUUAUGAUGAGGAGGUUGUUCAGCAGCUACUAUUUCAUACACCAGAUUAAUGAGAACAAGGCCAUGACUGUUCUUGCAUCCAGGGGUGCAGAGUUGAUCGAGGAAUUACGAAUGAAGCGGAUAAGAGAGCAAGAGAAUCAGGAACACCGUAUUCUUGAGAAGAUAAGGGUGAAGAUGGAACGAAUUAAGGCCACUCAACAGAAGAUCCAGGGACCCAUGUUCAAAGAGCCUGAGAGUCAUCAUGUUGCACCACCUGGGUCUGUUCGGCGAUAUCCAAGAACAAAUCGUGAUGCCGUUCGCUCUGGUGAUUACUACAUGUUUGAAGAGCUGGAUGAUGAUGUGCUGGAAGAGAAGGAUGAAACAUCCUCAGAUGAUGAAGGUGGCAAGCAUGAUGGUGAGAGGCGCAUAACUCUUAGUAAGUUCCUGGAUACAGCCUUCAAGACUGACAUGGAACGGGCAGCAGAAUUGGCUCUUGCAAAGGGUACAGCGGAGGAGGAUGUUGCUGAUGGUGGUCGACGAUCUUCAGUCAAACUAACACGAAACAAAUCGUCCUUCUUCACAUGCGAGACAGAGAUCACACCCCAAGCGCAAGCAAGCAGUCCUUCUUUACGUAGUGACUAUAUGGUGCCAACUUCCCCAGAAGGAAGUAAGGGCAGCUACCCUUCACGGCAUUAUCCGCAAGAUGAGGCAGAUGCAGCUUCAACUACAAAAGAUGCAUCUUCGGAAACAGAAGUUAGAAUGAGUGUGGGACAGCGUAUAUGGCUGAUGGUGAAGUUCGCAUGGGCCUUUGUGGAAAGUGCCAUGGUGACAUUAACAAAACACCUGAACCACAUAUCCCGUGACUACCGCUAUGUCAUGGAAGUGCUUACAUUGGAGAAGAAAAUGCUUAAGGAGAAACCAGAUUUUGCUCAGGGUGUCCGAGUUGGUUCUGCAAUGAUCUGGCAACCAGUGCCAUCUGCAACGGAGCGCAGUAAACUCAGGCUGGGGGGCGCUGACGACCAAGCUGCCAGAACAGGGGACAUCACAGACGUGUACACCGAGACAUCCUCUAGUCAGAGUGCAAGGCUAGAUCCUGUUCCCCUCCCAGCCAGGGCCAGCACAUCACUGGACCAGAUAGAUGAAAGCACACCAGAUGAAGUGGAGCCCUUGGGCAGACUCCAGGUGUGGGCGGAGGAGAUGCUGACUAUACCUGAGAUCCGUGUUCUGGCCCCUAGUAUGGAGCGUGGCCUUGAUUUGUCUGAUAUUGGCAGCCAGCAGCCUCCAGUGAGUCUUGAACAGAUGGAUGAAACACAGGAGCUGAGUGCCAAGGACCAGGCUCCCAUUGUGCGACUUGUCCUGGCCCUGUGGUUUGCCAUCAUCUCACACUCAGACCUUGUGUGUUACUUCAUGGUGUUCCUCUAUCAGAUUAAGUCGGCCACCAUCUUGUCUCUGCCACUGCCACUCAUGGUGUUUUUAUGGGGAACACUCACAAUUCCAAGACCCACUAAAACCUUCUGGGUCACCAUGAUUGCUUACACUGAGGUGAUUGUGAUUGUGAAGUGGAUGUUUCAAUUUGAGUUCUUGCCAUGGAAUGGAACCGAGGUAAUUGAGAAGAACCCAUUCUUCCCCCCUCGAAUCAUUGGAAUUGAGAGCAAACCGAACUAUGCAACAUAUGACUUAUUCCUGCUGCUCAUCAUAUUUUUUCACAGGUACAUGCUGAAGUCUCUGGGUCUGUGGAAAACUACAUACGAAGAUCCAGUCACGUUCAAGGAAAAGGAACAGAAAUUUCGUUUAGAAACUGAAGGAGACCCUGUAGGUCUGCAUCGGGUGGAUGAAGAAGACACCUUAACAGCAGAUAUUGCUACACCAACAAGGAAGGAGGUGGCUACCCUGAAACAUGGAGGAAGCAGGUUAUCAUAUUCAGCACCUGGUUUGGGUAUUUCUGGGUCGUCAUCACAGUUAGGACGAGGUUCUUGUCUGCGUCGCCGCUCCUCAGCGGGCAGUGUAUCAGAUCAGGUGGUGACACAGGGAGGAAGACGUCUCAGUGCCUACAAAACAAGCUUAGACCAAUCUGAAGCAGGAGAUCAUGCCAGGUCUGCUGAAGAAGAACCAAGUGCCUCUAAUGUGAUUGUAGUUCGAACUGAUGAGGAGAAUGCUGGUGAUCACAUUCCAGGGUUCCUGGUAGUGGCCUCAAAACGAUAUUGUGACUCAGUGAAGGGCUUCUUUAGUCACCUCCUGUCUAGAGUCCAGCGUGUCACUGCAGAUGUAUAUGCGCUGAUGUUCCUCUGUGAUUUCUUCAACUUCAUGGUAGUCAUCUUUGGGUUUGCAUCAUUUGGGUCUGAUCUGGGAGAAGGAGGAGUAUCUGCUUAUCUGGAGGAGAACAAGGUUCCCAUUCCAUUUCUUGUUAUGCUAAUCCUGCAGUUUGCACUCAUUGUGGUGGACCGAGCCUUGUACUUGCGUAAAUAUAUUCUUGGGAAGAUUGUGUUCCAGUUCCUACUUGUAGUUGGAGUCCACAUAUGGAUGUUCUUCAUUCUACCUCUAGUCACUGACAAACAAUUCAGUGCAGAACUGCCACCACAGAUGUGGUACAUGGUCAAGUGCUUCUACCUGCUCCUUUCAGCCUAUCAGAUAAGAAGUGGCUACCCCACUCGCAUCCUUGGAAAUGUUCUGUGUAAACGCUACAAUGUCCUAAACAUGGUUCUGUUUAAAGGGUUCAUGGCUGUGCCUUUCUUAUUUGAGCUUCGUGCACUAAUGGAUUGGAUGUGGACUGAUACAUCGAUGACAGUGUGGGACUGGCUAAAGAUGGAGGACAUUUUUGCCAACAUAUUUCAGCAUAAAUGUGCAAGGCGCAUGGAAUCUGAGUAUCCGCAGCCUCGGGGGGAAAAGAAAAAACCUCUUGUCAAGUACUUUAUGGGAGGUGGUGGGCUGUUCGUUAUCAUUGCUGUUAUCUGGUUCCCAUUGGUUAUAUUUGCGCUAGGCAGUACUGUUGGGCAACCUAACUUGCCUUAUGAUGUCACUGUUACUAUGGAUAUUGGUAACUACCAGCCCAUCUAUGAAAUGUCAGCACAGAACAACACUGUCAACACUAUUGACAAGAUGAGUGAACAGUCUUGGAAUAAAAUGCAGAAUGCGUACAUGAAAAAUAAAGCUGCCUUAACUUUCUUAUCCAAUUAUGACUACACAGACAUUGCAGUAAUUAGAAUGAGCAAUUCUUCAAGGAUGGUGUGGGGCAUCUCUCAACCUGAUAGAGACUACUUAAUUGCAGACCUCCAGUCCAGUAAACAGAUUGUAAUUAGGUUUACAUGGCAUGUGUCACGUUUGAACCCAAAUCCAAAGACAACAGGGGAGGCUAGUAGCUCCCAUGUCUAUGAGCUGGAGGCUGAUGUAGAUGGAAAAUCCAACCCACAAAGACAGAAUCUCAUAAAGAUGUUGAAUGGGACACAUGUUUCAACAUUAAUUCCUAACAUUUUUCCCAAAUUCCUCAAAGUUUCUAACCGUGGAAUGGCUACUCCUAUCACACAGCUCAUGGCACCUCUUGCUUCUCCUCUAGAUGCAGCAUAUAGAAAUCUUAGUUUGCAGUACAAUGGAGACAACAGAUCCAGCAGCCAGAGUUGGUGGUCUCUUGAAGAAACCUGCAACGAUGAAAAUUAUGAAAAUUUCUUAAAGAAAAUAGAUGAUGACCACUGCAGUAAACUGGUUAUGUACACUUUCAAUGAUAAAUCCUUCCCCAAAACUCUGAGCUUCAUUUCUGGAGAAGGAAUAAUAGGUUUAUACUUCGGCCUGGUCCUUCUGUUUUCUAAAAUCAUCCGGAGCAUCAUGACUGGUUUGUUGGAGAAGAUCAUGUUUACAGACUUGCCAAAUGUGGAUCGUAUCCUACAGCUGUGUCUGGACAUCUACUUGGUGCGUGAGAGCGGAGAGCUGGACCUAGAGGAAGAUCUGUUUGCCAAGCUGGUAUUCCUGUAUCGCUCACCAGAGACACUUAUCAAGUGGACACGGCCACGUGAGGAGGGUGAAGGAGAAGAGGGCAAUGCACAGCCCGUGAUUGCCCAGUAGGCCUGCCACAUGGUCUUAAACAUGGUGCACAGAUCAUGCUCACACAACUGAACUGAGAUAUUGAUCAGUGUAUAGGCCAGUAGCAGCCGCAAUCUGGUGCUGUGUAGACUCCAGUAUGUAAUAAUCACUACACUGAUGAUUGAAGGAUCAUACUAUCCAACAUCUGAUGUGUACAAUGUAGUGGUAAUUCAGAAUAGCAUAUGAACUUGACUGAAAUGAACUUAGUGGACAGUAAAACCCUGCUUAUAUGAAUGAAGAACAGGAUAUGCCAGUGAGGAACUAGGAAAGAAUUGUGUUCUUUAAAUCUCCCUAUAUCCUUGCUGCUUAGGCAUGUUAUGUUGGUCCUUCUUCAGAUUAUGCAAACUAGCUCUCUUGGUCCAUACUGAAGUCAUCAGCUGUAGCAAUUUACUGGUCAUCAUUCACAGUAACAGGAUUACAGGGUCUGAGAUGGUGAUAUUAUAUUGGUAAUUUUAAUGUGGCUAUGGGGAUGUGUACAGUUGAGUGAUGCAGCACUUGCACCUUUUCCAGUUUGUUUCAUUUAUUGAGAAGGCUGUGUCUCUUUCAUUUUGAGCCAUCUUUUAUUGUGAUUCAAUAUGCCUCUUCCACCUGACCACUGUCAUAUGAUGGUACACCUUCCUGAUACACAGCAGUCAUCUGGUCAUGAUCCCCCUGGCAGACUUCCCUUGCAAAGGCAGGAACCAUAUCACAGCACGAGCCUCCACUUCCUCAACCUACAUUGCCAUUUUGUUUCUGCCCCUUCCGGUGGCUCCCUCUGUCCACUUGGCAUGGGAAAAUUAGACUGUUCAGCAAGCUGAGGAAAUGGGCUGUCUCCUAUAUAGAAUGAUAUUUUGGAAUUAUGAUUUUGUCAUGGUGAUAAUUAAAACAUUAUAACUUCGCAUCGUACUAGUAAGUCUUUUCAUUUUAACAUGUGGUAUGCUUUUAUUGCAGAAGGAUUUGAAAUAAAAGAAACUGCAUAUUCAGUCUCACUCUGAUAAAUUUGACAUAUUUAUGUCUUGCAUUUCUUUGCAGCUUAUAAUAUGAUUUGUAGUAAUAUUUAGAAAAAAGGUCUUAAUGUGUUCAGAACCCUAAUUCUGCAGAUGUGAAAUUAAUCUGGUGUGGUCUUGCAUGUGGCCUACUGCAAGACAAUAUCCACUUUAUCUGCUAUGAUGUCAGGUUACUCAUAAUUUCUGAAGUGACACAAUCUGGUGUCGUUGGAUGUAGAGACUUCCCACAUGCAUCACAUUCACUACAUAUUUAGGUUGCACUCUGUUCCCCCCCCAUGUUAUCAAAUGUUACAAAAUUAUUUUUUACAGAUUUUUAUAAAUGUAAUAUAGUGCAGUGUGUGUACUUAUAUAUGUAUAUAGUUGGUUUAGAUUUGCUUUAUGUGUAAAAAAAUCCCAUAAUUGUUUUUGUCAUAUUUAUGAAAUUCCUAGCGGCAUUAAUGUAAUAGCUGUUACACUUUCCAAGCCUCUGAAUUUUAACUUCCAGUUACAUUGCUAAAUUAAGCAUUUCUCUGGAAGAGCUCUUUCAGUGUUAUUUCCCUGACUCCAGUCUGUAAGGGCGACUUGCAUAAAAGAGAA
This is a messenger RNA of Cryptotermes secundus, 10113 nucleotides long. RefSeq names its product piezo-type mechanosensitive ion channel component (gene Piezo). The transcript has 48 exons. The record is from RefSeq and is a predicted model, not a curated record. Bases 713 to 8533 code for a protein of 2606 amino acids. Lineage: Eukaryota; Metazoa; Arthropoda; Insecta; Blattodea; Kalotermitidae.